Clarias gariepinus (North African catfish) is the source of this 2844-nucleotide messenger RNA. Its product is annotated as NACHT, LRR and PYD domains-containing protein 3-like. Lineage: Eukaryota; Metazoa; Chordata; Actinopteri; Siluriformes; Clariidae. The transcript is spliced from 10 exons. Gene Ontology annotation, molecular function: protein binding. The record is from RefSeq and is a predicted model, not a curated record. Bases 139 to 2844 code for a protein of 901 amino acids.
GCAGAAACAGUGAUAUUAAUGUCACACAACAGGGACUGCUGAGUAAAAGAUCAUAUUUCAGUCCAGCAGAUGAGAUCAGCAUCUUCAGGGAUCAGUAAUGUGUUCAUGAACUCUCUGUACAUUCAGUAAUAUUAAAAAAUGGAGUGUUCUGAUUCGGACACAUAUAAUGAGACCCCACCCUCAGAAAAGUGUAAACACAGAAGAAAGAGACCAGACUUACCAGAACCCAGCUGUGUCUCCAUGAAGAGUAAUGGGUCUAUGGAGCCUCCUAAUAACUUUAAACGUAGAGACUCCUCAUCUGUACACAGUAAACCCAGGACAAAGAGAUCAGACACACCAGAACCCAGCUGUGUCUCCAUGAAGAGUGAUGGGUCUAUGGAGCCUCCUAAUAACUUUAAAAGUGGAGUCUCCUCAUCUGUACACAGUAAACUUCAGAUAAAGAGAUCAGACUCAGAAGAACCCAGUUGUGUCUCCAUGAAGAGUGAUGGGUCUAUGGAGCCUCCUAAUAACUUUAAACAAGGAAACUCCUUGUACAGACACAGUGAUCUACAGAGGACAGGAGAUGGUAUAGGACAGAUCAUCAUCACAGAUACAGGACAUGACUUGGAAUCUGCUGCUGUAAAUAAAUUCCAGAAGAAGUUCAGAUCAAAUCUGAUAAAGUUUGAGUAUGUAAAUGGAGUGAUAAUAAAUCAGGAAAACCGAACACUCCUGAAUGAGAUCUACACAGAGCUCUACAUCACAGAGGGAGGCAGUGGAGACGUCAAUAAAGAACAUGAGGUGAGACAGAUCGAGGCAGCGUCCAGGAGAAGAACAUCAGAAACACCAAUCAAAUGCAAUGACAUCUUUAAGCCCUUAUCUGAUCAAGACAAACCCAUCAGAACUGUUCUGACAAAGCCCUUAUCUAAAAAACCCAAACCCAUCAGAACUGUGCUGACAAAGGGAGUUGCUGGCAUCGGAAAAACAGUCUCUGUGCAGAAGUUCAUUCUGGACUGGGCUGAAGGGAAAACAAAUCAGGAUGUCCACCUCAUAUUUCCACUUCCUUUUAGAGAGCUCAAUCUGAUGAAGGACCAGAAACUGAGUCUGAUGGAGUUCCUUCAUGUCCAUUUUAAGGAAACAAAAGAAACAGAAAUGUCCAGUUUGGAAAAGGUUCUGUUUAUUUUUGAUGGAUUGGACGAGAGUCGUUUUUCUCUGGAUUUCCAGAACACAGUGAGUGUGUGUGAUGUAACUGAAUCAGCAUCAGUGCCUGUGCUGCUGAUAAACCUGAUCAAAGGUAAUCUGCUUCCCUCUGCUCUCAUCUGGAUCACCUCCCGACCAGCAGCAGCUGAUCAAAUCCCCUUUGAGUGUGUCGAUCGAGUCACAGAGGUACGAGGGUUCAAUGACCCACAAAAGGAGGAGUACUUCAGGAAGAGGAUCAGUGAUCAGAGCCUGGCCAAUAACAUCAUCUCACACCUGAAGUCAUUAAGAAGCCUCUACAUCAUGUGUCACAUCCCAGUCUUCUGCUGGAUCUCAGCCGCUGUUCUAGAGAGAAUGUUUGGUGAAGCAGAGAGUGGAGAGAUCCCCAAGACUCUGACUCAAAUGUACACACACUUCCUCAUCAUUCAGAUAAACAUCAUAAGAGAAAAGUACUCAAAGAAGCAGGAGAGUGAUGAAAAAAUGCUUCUUAAACUGGGACGACUGGCUUUUCAGCAGCUAGAGAAACACAACCUGAUCUUCUAUGAGGAAGACCUGAGAGAGUGUGGCAUUGAUGUGAGAGAAGCAGCAGUGUACUCAGGUGUGUGUAUGCAGAUCUUCAGAGAGGAGUUUGGCCUUCACCAGAAUAAAGUGUACUGCUUUGUGCAUCUGAGUAUUCAGGAGCAUCUCGCAGCUUUGUACGUGCACCUGAUGUUCAUACGGGAAAAGAGAAAUAUUCUUGAAGAGAGAUUGAAACUUAAACCAGGGUUUUUUUCAUUCCAUCAAUCCCAGAGUGAGAUUGUAAUCUCAGAUGUUCACAUUAAUGCUAUGGAUCAGGCCUUAGACAGUGAGACUGGACAUCUGGAUCUUUUCCUCCGCUUUCUUCUGGGUCUCUCACUGGAGUCCAAUCAGAAACUUUUACACACUUUAGUAACACAGACAGGAAGUAGCUCACAGAGCAAAGAGAAAACAGUUCAGUACAUUAAAGAGAAGAUCAGUCAUCUUAAUGAUCGUAAUUAUCGUAAUGAUCGUAAUGAUCGUACUGCAGAGCAAUCCAUCAAUCUGUUCCACUGUCUGAAUGAACUGGGUGAUGAUUCUCUAGUGGAGGAAAUCCAACACUACCUGAAAUCUGGAAAACAAAGUGAACUCUCUCCUUCACAGUGGUCUGCUCUGGUGUUUGUGUUACUGACAUCAGCAGAGGAGCUGGAGGAAUUUGACCUGAAUAAAUAUAUCAGUCCAGAAAAGGUAACAAAAGAUGUUCUUGUGGGGGUGAUGCCUGUGAUUGCAGCAUCCAGAAAAGCAAUUAUCAGGUGUGAUGAAAUUGGAGGGAGAAGUGCUGAAGCUCUGGGCUCAGCGCUCAACUCAGAAACCUCCAAUCUGAGAGAACUGAAACUGACUGUGAAGACACUGGACCUGUCUGAUAAUAAACUAACAGACUCAGGAGUGAAGUGUCUCUGUGUUGGACUGAAGAAUCCUGACUGUAAACUGGAGUCACUGAUGUUGUCUAAUUGUGGUGUCUCAGAUGAAGGCUGGGCUGCUCUGACUUCAGCUCUGAGAUCAAACCCCUCACACCUGAGAGCACUGUAUCUGUCCUAUCAUAAUAAUCUAGGAGACUCAGGAGUGAAGUGUGUCUCCCCUGUACUGGAGAAUCCUGACUGUAAAGUUGUGGUGUGA